This is a messenger RNA of Physeter macrocephalus (sperm whale), 2425 nucleotides long. It is a transcript of the gene RAVER1, whose product is annotated as ribonucleoprotein, PTB binding 1. The coding region runs from base 535 to 2133 and encodes 532 amino acids. Gene Ontology annotation, molecular function: RNA binding. Lineage: Eukaryota; Metazoa; Chordata; Mammalia; Artiodactyla; Physeteridae. Gene Ontology annotation, cellular component: nucleus. The transcript is spliced from 8 exons. The record is from RefSeq and is a predicted model, not a curated record.
GACUGUGGGGUGGGCUAGGGGCAGGGGAUGACAGCCCCUGAAGCUGGGAGAAUCUUGGCCCAGUGUCUCAUAAACUUCAGGCCCAACAUUCAGCAGCGAUGGAGGGGAUAUGGACCAGAUGGAAGCCAAGAGAAUGGAGGGGCACCAGUUGUUCUGGAGGACUUGAAGGAGAAGACCAGACAGGCGUGGGUGACUGACCGGCUGGGGGGAUGGCUUGGGAAUGGGUACCCAGUGCCCAGGUAUCUUCUGGGUAGCCUGGAAGAGGAACAUCAAGGAUGCCCCACGAUGGGCGCCCAAGAUGAGGGACAGAUUGGGACAACAGUCUGUCCUGCACUGGACCUAGGGUAUAUCUCUGCCGAAAUGGCAGCCUUCCUCUGGCCUCUCUGCCGCCACGAUUUUACUCCCCUGCUUGCCUUUCCCCAGACCGCCAGCACUGAUCUGACUGCAAAUCUGAUCAUACCUGGUCCUAACCCUGAUCAUUCUUCUCUCUCCUCAAAACCUGUCUGAGGCUCCUCCUGAUACUACCUUGCAAGGAUGUGCCUCAGCCUCACCGUCUCCUCAGCUUUCGUGACCUUGCUGAACGGGGAGCAGGCCGAGGCCGCCAUCAGCGCCUUCCAUCAGAGCCGCCUGCGGGAGCGCGAGCUGUCGGUGCAGCUGCAGCCCACGGACGCCCUGCUGUGCGUGGCCAACCUGCCCCCCAGCCUCACGCAGCAGCAGUUUGAGGAGCUGGUGCGGCCCUUUGGCAGCCUGGAGCGCUGCUUCCUGGUCUACAGCGAGCGCACCGGCCACUCCAAGGGCUAUGGCUUCGCCGAGUACAUGAAGAAGGACUCGGCCGCCCGCGCCAAGUCGGACCUGCUGGGCAAGCCGCUGGGCCCACGCACCCUCUACGUGCACUGGACAGACGCCGGGCAGCUGACGCCCUCCCUGCUCCACUCCCGCUGCCUCUGUGUCGACCGCCUGCCGCCCGGCUUCAGUGAUGUGGAUGCCCUGCACCGGGCGCUCUCGGCCGUCCACACACCCACCUUCUGCCAGCUGGCGUACGGCCAGGACGGGCAGCUGAAGGGCUUCGCCGUGCUGGAGUACGAGACGGCGGAGAUGGCGGAAGAGGCACAGCAGCGGGCAGACGGCCUGGCCCUGGGGGGCAGCCACCUGCGCGUCUCCUUCUGCGCCCCUGGGCCCCCUGGCCGCAGCAUGCUGGCUGCGCUCAUUGCUGCCCAGGCCACGGCCCUCAAUCGGGGCAAAGGGCUCCUGCCCGAGCCCAACAUCCUGCAGCUGCUCAGCAACCUGGGGCCCUCCGCUUCCCUCCAGCUGCUGCUCAACCCCCUGCUCCACGGUGGCGCGGGUGGCAAGCAGGGCCUCCUGGGCGCACCCCCGGCCAUGCCGCUGCUCAACGGGCCCGCCCUGUCCACAGCGCUGCUGCAGCUCGCCCUGCAGACCCAGAGUCAGAAGAAACCCGGGAUCCUGGGAGACUCUCCCCUAGGCACCCUCCAGCCCGGGGCCCAGCCGGCCAACCCCCUCCUCGGGGAGCUGUCUGCAGGAGGGGGCCUGCCCCCAGAGCUGCCGCCCCGGCGAGGGAAGCCACCGCCCCUGCUGCCGCCACUGCUUGGCCCCUCUGGGGGUGACCGGGAACACAUGGGCCUGGGUCCCCCAGCACCCCAGCUCACUCCACCCCCUGCUCCUGUGGGGCUUCGAGGCACUGGUCUCAGAGGCCUGCAGAAGGACAGUGGGCCUUUGCCAAUGCCCACUGGGGUCUCGCUGCUGGGGGAGCCUCCCAAGGACUUCCGGAUCCCCCUGAAUCCCUACCUGAACCUACACAGCCUGCUCCCGGCCAGCAAUCUGGCGGGUAAGGAGGCCCGGGGCUGGGGAGGCGCUGGGAGAAGCCGCCGCCCAGCUGAGGGCCCCCUGCCUAACCCCCCAGCCCCUGGAGGUGGUGGCAGCAGCAAAGCUUUCCAGCUCAAGUCCCGCCUGCUCAGCCCCCUCACCAGCGCCCGCCUGCCCCCUGAUCCGGGGCUGCCCGACAGCUAUGGCUUCGACUACCCCUCAGUAAGUACCUGGCCGCCCUGGGGGCAGCCCUCCCAAAGGCCGGCUGCUGUGGCCCUUUGUCCCUUGGGAGCAAGUCACUCUCCAAACUGACAUUUCUCUAGUACUGAUUGUGCCAGGCCAAGCGUUAGGGAGACAGCGGGGAACGUGCUGGACACAGUCCCUGCCCUUAAGUCUCUUGUCUGUUUGUCUCUGCGCAUCAUCAAACCCUGCUUCCUGUCAGUCAGUUUUUCUCUCCCGAGAGGCCUGCAGCCACACUUCUGCUUCUCCUUAAGAGACAGGGCUCAGCCUCCUCUCCGUCUCUCUGUCCUUUUCCCCCUCCUCCCCUCUGCGAUUCAUGUCUCUGUCCCUGGAGAGCUGCUCCUUCUAUGAUUCCGACUUCCUC